GGUCGCAUUACUAUCACCCGCUGUGUGUCUGCUGCUAAUCCAAGGGGGUCCACCUGUUAGUAGAAGCAUCAUUAAGCGGGCACUGUUGACCCCUCCGAGAUCAACACCCUAUAUUUUGACGUUCUUGAUGCGUCAGACAGUUGUGACCUCUCCAGACCCUUGUGCAUUGUUUCCCCUGACUGUGAGCUCUAUACAUGGGAAGACAACAGGAAUAAAGAGGACAGAUGGCAGGAAACGUUUUCUGUAACCCAUGUGACUCACACAGACAUCGGAGAUGAAAUCAGUUCUACGGGAUGGGGACUGAGAAGUUUCUACAAGGAAGUGUCUGAGCUAUUUGAAGAACAAGGUGAGAUGCAGUUGUCAGGAAACCAUGGGAACCUUCCCAUGAAGUCUCCACAAAGAAGUAAUGCUCCUACCCAAAUAAAAUCAACACCUUUGAGCACUUCUACCGGUAUGUACCAACAACAGAAGACAUCAUCCCCUGUGAAGUAUCAGCAAAGGAUUAACUCUCCUUUGAGAUCCCAGCAUAACAGUUCCUCUCCUGCAAAUGUGCUGCAUAGAAGUCCCUCUCCUGUAACAUCACAGCAAAGAAGUUUCUACCCUGUGAGAUCCCAGGAUAGAAGUUCUUCCCCUGUAAGAUCCCAACAAAGUAAUUCCUCCUCUCUAAGAUCUCAACAGAAUGAUUCACUUCUAAUGAGAUCUCCACAGAAAAGCUGCUCUUCUAUGGACUCCUACCAAAAGAACUCACCUGUGAAAAAACAGCAAAGAAGUGCUUCUCCGAUGAGAUCACAGCAAAGGAGUGACUCUCCUGUAAGAACCCAGUUGAGAAGUACCUCAACUAUGAGACCACAACAGAGGAGCGCCUCUCCAGUGAGAAACCAACCUUGGACUAACUCCCCUGUGAGAACUCCGACAAGAACUGUAUCUCCUGUUAGGUCACAGGCAAGAAGCUCUUCCCCUUUCAGAGAUCAGCACAGAAGUAUAUCACCUCACACUUUUCAACGGAGCACCUCCCCAACCAGAUCAAAUCAAAGAAGCGCGGAUGAUGUUGGCCAGUUUGGGAACUUCAUUAGAAGAUCUUCAGUACCAAAAACAGCUAAUGCAGAACCAUUCAAUAAAAACUGUGCUCAGAGAGGAAAUAUGGGUAUCUCUCGUUAUGGGACAGAUCGAGGUGCCUCCCAAUCAGCUUUCUCUAAUCACAGUGCAUCUCGUGUAAAACAAGAUCCUCCAAGUCUCGGAGUAAGUCGUCGACUUACAUCGUCCACUAGCUCCCUUGACUCUGAAUAUAGUCCACGAGGAGCAUCAAGUCGCAUGCAUUAUACCAUGCUUGCCGAUAUACCACAAGCUAAGCUCUUGAGACCUGACCUUAACCGAAAUGUCAACAAGAAAUCCCAAACACGCAGUCCUGGAAAAGCAGAAGUGGAGAGAAUAUUUGGAGAGGAACGGAGAACAGCAGAAGUGCUUGAAGCUUUUCAGGCCUUGGAGGCUGGACUAAUAGAGAGUCUUUCUGGGAAGAACACAACAAUGCAGUGGAGACGAGCAAGGCGACAGUCAACCCCAUGCCUGUACCCUGAGGAAUCUGUGCGAAUGCGCCAGGAGCUAAAGUUGCGGAGAGCGAGCCUGCACCCACCUCCAAGAACAGAUACGGAGUUCAGCAGUUCAAAAGCUAGAAGUGUGAGAAGCCGGGACGCCUCCCCACACCGAACAGGGGCUCAGGAGUUCAGCAGUUCAAAAACUAGAAGUGCGAGGAGCCGGGACGCCUCACCACACCGAACAGGGGCUCAGGAGUUCAACAGCUCCAAAGCUAGAAGUACAAGGAGCCGGGACGCCUCACCUCACCGAACAUUGACUCAGGAGAUCAGCAGUACAAAAACUAGAAGUGCGAGGAGCCGGGACGCCUCACCACACCGAUCAGGGGCUCAGGAGUUCAGCAGCUCCAAAGCUAGAAGUACAAGGAGCCGGGACGCCUCACCUCACCGAACAUUGACUCAGGGACGGAGAGCAUUCCCAGAGCCUGAGUGGAUUAAUCGGGAUAAAAUACUGCGACCAGUAGGAGCACAAGAGAAGAAAGAAGAAAACAUGUCUGAACUCGCCUGGAAAAAUCGUGAGACCUUCCUAAAAUCGGUGAGGCAAUAUAGGUUUAAUACAUCUCCCAUUCAGUAUUUUAUCACCAUAGAAAUUCCAAUAAACCUGGGAUAA
This is a messenger RNA of Pseudophryne corroboree (corroboree frog), 2199 nucleotides long. Its product is annotated as TRIO and F-actin-binding protein-like. NCBI's taxonomy places the organism in Eukaryota, Metazoa, Chordata, Amphibia, Anura, Myobatrachidae. The transcript has 15 exons. The record is from RefSeq and is a predicted model, not a curated record. Bases 352 to 2199 code for a protein of 615 amino acids.